AUGGAAGCCCACCGCAAAUUCAGCGAAUGGGCCGUAAGCCAAGGAGUUGAGAUCAAUGGCAUCGCAGCGCAUCGAUUCCCUGGAAGAGGGCUUGGCAUUAUAGCCCAGAGAAACUUCGAGGCCGGAGAAACAAUAGUGGUUGUCCCAAUAUCGGCACUUAGGACUGCUCAAACGGUCCCCAAACGAAUUUCCCGCGCGAUCGGCAAGAUCACUGUCCACGGUCUCUUAGCAGCAGAGUUGACUCUCGAUACGACUCUCGAUCAUGCACUCUGGAGUGAUGUCUUGCCUACCCGCGAAGACAUUGCGGAGACAAUGCCUUUGAUGUGGGACUCUUCAUUACAAUCCCUUCUUCCCGAAGCUUCCAAAGUCACUGUCUCGAAACUUAAAUCAAAAUUAUCGUUGGAUUGGGCUGCUGUCUCGAAGGCAUUCCCAGAUAUCUCCUAUGACGAUUAUUUGUACCAUUGGCUUAUAAUUAACACGCGUACAUUCUACUUCCUCAUCCCGAAAGCUAAGAAACGACCACCACAUCUUGACUGCCUGGCCCAAAGCCCAUUCGCCGACUACUUUAACCAUGCCGCCCACGGCUGCAAAGUUGCUUUUGACGACACGGGCUACGAAAUAUCCACGGAUCGGCCAUACGAGAAGGGCUCAGAAAUCUACAUCUCUUACGGAAAUCACAGCAACGAUCUCCUCCUCGCAGAAUAUGGAUUCAUCCUCGAAGAAAAUCACUGGGAUGAGAUAACUCUUGAUUCUUACAUAGUCCCCAUGCUUUCUGAAAAGCAGAAGUUGCAUUUAGAAGAGGCUGGGUUUCUAGGGAAGUACAUUCUGGAUAAGGAAGUUGUUUGUCAUCGGACACAGGUUGUUUUACGGAUAUUUUGCUUGCCGAUAAGAAGAUGGAAGAGGUUUGUUGAUGGAUUAGAUGACGGAGACGCAGACCAGGCGGUUGUGGAUAUCAGUUUGCUUAGCAUUUUGCAACAGUACGAGAACGAUGCUACGAAGAUGCUUGCUUCUUUGCCAAAUAUUAAUUCUGGGCUUCCGAGUCAAAGAGAGAUAUUAAGCCGGCGUUGGAAGCAGAUACAUAACCUUUUACAGGCUACGAUCAAAAGAAUGCAAAAAUAA
Venustampulla echinocandica is the source of this 1119-nucleotide messenger RNA. Its product is annotated as SET protein. The record is from RefSeq and is a predicted model, not a curated record. Gene Ontology annotation, biological process: peptidyl-lysine monomethylation; peptidyl-lysine trimethylation. Lineage: Eukaryota; Fungi; Ascomycota; Leotiomycetes; Helotiales; Pleuroascaceae. The transcript has 3 exons. Gene Ontology annotation, molecular function: protein-lysine N-methyltransferase activity; protein binding. Bases 1 to 1119 code for a protein of 372 amino acids.